CCGGGUAUAGUAUUAGCCAUCACCGAUUUGGCCGCGUUACACGUGACCUUUGACAGGCGCCCCCCCUCCCCCGUGAGACCUUUAGCCCCUGACCUCAGCGAUGCCCUGACGCUUGUGUCCCCCACAGCCUGUCACACAGAGUGGCUUCUGAGCACUGGGAGUGCUGUGGAGGGCUCAGUAAUUUGGAUUAUUCUAAGAUUGACCUCUCCGUCAUGGCGGACCUGUCGCGGUAUGUGGAGCUGACGGAAUACAACUUCCUGUUCGCUACAGCUUGCAUCCUAUUCAAUCCGCUGUUCUGGAAUGUGGUGGCGAGAUGGGAGUACCGCACACAAUCGCUCUCCAGGAUUUUUGGAUCCCCGAACGUGGCAUGCUACAUCUUGGGGGCUGUACUUAUAUUUCUGGCCAUCUUCAGGAGCCACUGCUUCUCGGAAGCGAUGUCCCAUCAGCCGCACUGGUGGAUCCUGAAGAGGCCGGAGUUCUAUUAUGUCGGAGCGGCGCUGGUGGCGUCGGGUGGCGUGCUCGUCGUCUCCAGCUUCCUGGCGCUCGGCUUUGCUGGAACCUAUCUCGGUGAUUACUUUGGAAUCCUGAUGGAAGAGAAAGUGACCGGCUUCCCAUUUAAUGUCAUGGAGAAUCCAAUGUAUUGGGGGAGUACAGCCAAUUACCUGGGUCUGGCCCUCCUGAACUCCAGCCCGGCAGGACUCGCCCUCACAGCAGUGGUCGCCCUAUGCUACAAAGUUGCCAUCUGGUUUGAAGGGCCUUUUACUGAGAAGAUUUACAGAAACAAAGCAAAAAGCAAGAGGAGCCAUUAAUCGCUGCCGCGGUCCAGCGAGGGGGAGGGGAUUCGUACAUCAUAUGGGCCGCCAUUGUGUGCUUCAUACAGCAAGCGAUUAAACAGUAUUCGGGGAAGCAAUAACCUGAUAGAGGCACCGAGUACUUGAUCCCUCAGCUGAUUGUCUGCAUCCCCAUACAACAUGGCUGCCUGCAGGUUUUGUUUUUUUCUAGCUUACGUUAUAAUACUAGGUUUUACACCAUGAAGCUGUUUUACUGUUUACAAGACCAUCGAGAGAAAACUUUGUCUAAUUUUAUGUGUUUUACCUCUUUGGAAAAGUCACGAAUAAUAAAGUUUUAAC
This is a messenger RNA of Bufo bufo (common toad), 1130 nucleotides long. It is a transcript of the gene PEMT, whose product is annotated as phosphatidylethanolamine N-methyltransferase. The transcript has 7 exons. Gene Ontology annotation, biological process: phosphatidylcholine biosynthetic process. The record is from RefSeq and is a predicted model, not a curated record. Gene Ontology annotation, molecular function: phosphatidylethanolamine N-methyltransferase activity. Lineage: Eukaryota; Metazoa; Chordata; Amphibia; Anura; Bufonidae. Bases 213 to 809 code for a protein of 198 amino acids.